UGCGCUCCUCUGCUCCCUUCCUCCCUUCUUCUGCGGGCUGCGCGUCGCCGAAGGUCGCCGCCGAGUCGGGAGCGCGCGCGGUGGGGAGGGAGUGGGGGGGCAGCGCAGCCCCCCGGGAACGAGCAUCCCCUGCCCCGCCACGGGGCCUAGCUGCCUCCAUGGACCCUCUGGCGACCCCCGCCCCCGGGAAGAGGACCCUCGCCGGCGUGGAGGUGAACGCAGGUCAGCAAAUGCCGUGUGAGUUGACCCUGGUCCAACGUGGCGGAGAAUAUGAGUUGGUUAUAAGCUCACAGGGGACAGACCCCCCUAUUCAAGAACACAUUCCAGUCAACGACCGUUUUAAAUGUGUGCAAGCUGGUUGCAAGAUCCGUCUGCAGGGCGAUUGCACCGCAGAGCGUCUGUUUGAAAUUGCCGAUGAGGAGCAAUGCUUGGAAUUCCUUGCCGAGGUGCUAAGAGUCCAGAAAGCGUCCUCAAUACCCCCGAUCCCUGAAUUUGUGCCCUCCUCCUGGUGCCAAGUGAAAGGCCUCUCGGGGCCCGUGGAGCCUCUUCCUCCAGGCCUUCUGGGGUUCGAGGAUAACUUCAGCGCCAUAAGCCUGGAGAACAAAAGGAACCUGCAGAACCAGCAGAUGAGUGCCCGCCGAGAGCCCCCACCUCCCCCCCAGCCUCCCGGCCGGUCAUACCCCCGCGAGAAGGAGAGCGCCAACAAGGAGCCCCCCAAAGGCAGCAACACCAUGCGGACCUUCUUUGCGCCGUCCUCCCCCACCACGCAAUCCGGGCAGAGGGAAGGGCUCAUCAAGCACUACGUCCUUAAGCGGGAGAAAGAGUACGUCAACAUCCGGAACUUCAGGUUUUUUAUCGGGACGUGGAAUGUCAACGGGCAAUCGCCAGACGGGAGUUUGGAGCCUUGGCUGAUCUCUGACCCGGAGCCUCCAGACAUAUAUUGUGUGGGGGCAACAAAGGUGGUGUGGCCGUCCGGUUUGUCUUCCACAACACCAGCUUCUGCAUCGUCAACUCCCACCUGGCUGCCCACGUGGAGAACUUCGAGCAGCGCAAUCAAGACUACAAGGACAUCUGCGCCCGCAUGAGUUUCCAGGUUCCCGACCAGAAUCUGCCCCAGCUGACCAUCAUGAAACACGAUGUUGUCAUCUGGCUGGGAGAUCUGAACUACAGACUUUGCCUCCCGGACUCCAAUGAUGUAAAAAAUCUAAUCAGUAAAAACGAGCUCCAGAAACUGCUCACAUUUGACCAGCUGAAUAUUCAGCGUACCCAAAAAGCAGCUUUUGCCGAUUUCACAGAAGGCGAAAUCAAGUUUAUCCCCACGUACAAAUAUGACUCUAAAACAGAUCGCUGGGAUUCCAGUGGAAAAUGCCGUGUGCCCGCUUGGUGCGACCGGAUUCUCUGGAGGGGAGGCAACAUCAACCAGCUCCAAUACCGCAGCCACAUGGAACUAAAAACGAGCGACCACAAGCCCGUCAGCUCCCUCUUCCUCAUAGGGUUCUCUUUUGAGAAUGUGAAGUUCCGGCAACUGCAGAAGGAGAAAUUCCAGAUUACAAACAACGGCCAAGUCCCCUGCCACUUUUCCUUCAUCCCCAAGCUCAACGACACACAGUACUGCAAACCCUGGCUCCGUGCCGAACCCAACGAAGGGUACUUAGAGCCAGAGGAGACGUUGGACAUCUCCCUGGACGUCUACGUCAGCAAGGAUGCGGUGACCCUUCUCAAUUCGGGGGAGGACAAGAUCGAGGAGAUCCUGGUCCUUCACCUCGACCGGGGCAAGGAUUACUUCCUCACCAUCAGCGGCAACUACCUGGCCAGCUGCUUCGGCACCUCCCUGGAAGCCCUCUGCCGGAUGAGGCAGCCCAUCCGCGAAGUCCCCGUCACCAAGCUCAUCGACCUGGGAGAGGACAGCUACCUGGAAAAGGAGAAGUCCCUUCUGAAGAUGGUGCCUCAAGAUGAAGACUCUAACGAUCGACCUUUGCACAUACCCAAGGAGAUCUGGCUCCUGGUGGACCACCUCUUCAAGAAUGCCUGCCAUCAGGAGGAUCUGUUCCAAACCCCCGGCAUGCAAGACGAACUACAGGAUAUAAUUGAGUGCCUGGACACCAGCAUCCCGGAGUCCAUCCGUUGUUUCUCAGUUGCCACGCUCCCACCGGAACGUCUUCCGCUACGUGAUGGCCUUUCUGCGUGAACUUCUGAAAUAUUCCGAGAGCAACAACGUCAGUGGCAACAUGUUAGCCACCCUCUUUGCCAGCCUCCUGCUGAGGCCUCCACCCAACCUGGUGUCCAAGCAGACUUUGCAAGACCGCCAGCGAGCCAACAGUUUCAUCCUGGCCUUCCUGUUUGGACCAGACGACUACUGAGGACCUGGCAUGCAUGCCGUGAGCCAGCCGAGCGGCGAGGGAGGAGAGAGGAAGGCCCGGUUGUUCCGGGCCCCGGGACAGUUAUUAACAGGGAUACGAUGCUUUUCAACACUGCGCGCGAUUCCUUGUUCCUAAGUUUCCAUCUGUGCCGGUCGCCGGUUGUCGACGCAGGAAGGUCCCUGGUGAUUUAGCAGACGAUCCGGUUUGCUGAUCUUGGCCGGCACGCAGUAACAGUUCCGUCCACUCCCAGUCUAGUACUGUAUUUCCUCGCCUUUUGUUCCACCGGUCUUAUCCCCUGAGUAGCGAAGGGGGCCAGGAUCUUUUCUCUGUUGGGAAGACGAGCCAGGCGCCCACCCUUUAUCUCUUCGCCUGCUUUUGUACAAUUCAGCUGUCGUCUGUUCCCAUCUGUGGCCCUUGCUCACAGCUCGGCUGGUCUCCCAUUGUAGUAGCACUCCUUGUAUUUUGCAAAACACCACACCACUGCCAAAACAGGAGGGGGAGGAGAGGGGGAGGUCGGAGCGGCAGAUCCCUGCUUUCAAGCGAGCUCCACGGACAAACCGGGUGAUGGGUUUCCCCCUUCCCUUGAAGUUCUGCAACUUUGUCUUUCCAAGUUCUCCGUCUUCAGGUUUCUGUACUUUGUCCAUAUUCACUCUUUUUUCUCUCUCUCUCUCUUUCUCUGUCUUCUUUUUUUUUUAAACUGUAUAAUUUAUUGGGAAAGUUGUUUCAAAAUAAAUCUGCAUUGUGCAAAAA
Thamnophis sirtalis is the source of this 3110-nucleotide messenger RNA. The record is from RefSeq and is a predicted model, not a curated record. NCBI's taxonomy places the organism in Eukaryota, Metazoa, Chordata, Lepidosauria, Squamata, Natricidae.